ACGUUUUUUUCUGUGCACAAGAAGGGCCGCUUAUUCAUAACACUCCCAGGCGCAGGUGUAGACCAGGCUACCUAUUCAUAUGCUCUGCACUCAUCUUCCAUCAAUACCUACACAUCAAGACCAAGGGGCUUCGGGAGGAAUUACCAGCCGGAGAAUGGUUUCGCAAUGUUAAUUGAUAUUUGGUGCGGUUAUUUUGUUCUCUCUCAUCCAUACUUCCCGAGCGCAAAUGACUUGACAUGGAUUGUGGUCGCAGUUAGGGACUUUAUUUGUGGAAAAUAGAGGAAGAAUUGAACACGAUGACUGACCAGUACAGUAUGUUUCUUACCACCGCUCCCCCUCUGAGAAGAGGAAGCACACCUCUACCAAUCAAGCACCAGCUGAAGCGGGAGGAGGCCGUAUCAGAGGACCGUGAUUGGAUACCAGGGAUUGACAAACCAUCCACACUGCCAAUCAGUGACACUGUUUGCCAGGAUGAAUCAUUUGGUCAGGCGGCGGAGGGGUAUCAUGGGAGUGCUAUAAGGAUCGUACUACUUGGGCAGAAUGGGGUUGGAAAAUCAUCGCUGGCUCUGUCCCUGGCUGGACUGUCAGACAGAUCUCUGUCGGUGGACUCUGAAACAGCCUGUGGAGAAGGCUACGAGCGCACAGUGUCCGUUGACGAUGAGGAGAGUUCAGUGAUCAUUUAUGACAACUGGAAACAGGACCUGUCCACGCUGCAGUGUGAGGUGGUUGUCCUGGUGUUCUCGGUGACUGACAGGAGGAGUUUCCAGCGCACUGCACAGCUCCGCCUCAUCCUCAGGGAGUCACUGCCCCACACUCCCAUCAUCCUCGUGGGCAACAAGAGUGACCUUGUCCGUUGUCGAGAGAUCAGCACAGAGGAGGCCCACUCCAGUGCCAUGAUAUAUGACUGCCAAUAUCUGGAGCUGUCUGCCUCCCUGGACCACGGUACCACCGAGCUGCUGGAGGGGGCAGUGAAGGCUGCCAGGGGUGACUGCGUGGGGCCAGGCUGGACGGAGGGGGACCCCGGGGCGGGGCGCAGGGAGAGCCUGACCAGCAAGGCCAAGCGCUUCCUGACUGGCCUGGUGCCACGCUCCUACGGCCGAGGAGACAGGGACCGAGGCCAAUACAGGGAGAUGAGCAGGCACCGGGGGAGCAAGAUCCUCCGACAGAAAUCACGCUCCUGCCAUGACCUCAGUGCAAUGUGACACACCAGACAGACAGAGAGAGGGGAUGGGAGGUGUGUGAAAAGGGGAAAGAAUGAAGGAGGACAACGGGGGAUGGGAGAUAAGUAAUGGAAGGGGAAAGGAAGAUGAGGAUGGUGAGAAGUGUAGAGGAAGAAAGACUAGUGGAAGAUACACAAAGGAGAGCGAGAGAGAGAGAGAGAGCAGAGGACAACCUGGUUAGAAAUGAGGCAGUACCUGAGGGGGAGAGAAUGAAAGAGAGGUGAAGUCAUCAGAAUUGCACGAUGAGAUGGAUAUGAGACGACUCAUAACGCAAUGAGAGAGAAAAAAACUAUGAAGAGUGAUAUUGGAGAAAGAUUAAUGAAUCAAGUAGGAAAACGGUGAUUGGAAAAUGUGCAAGAUGGAAAAGAAUUGGUCACAAAUUAAUACACCCAAGAGGCAUGUAGUGUCUGAUUAUGUAGAGACUGAUAGAGAUCUAAUGUAGACCUAAUGAUUAUGUAGAGACUGAUAGAGAUCUAAUGUAGACCUAAUGAUUAUAUAGAGACUGAUAGAGAUCUAAUGUAGACCUAAUGAUUAUGUAGAGACUGAUAGGUAUCUAAUGUAGACCUAAUGAUUAUGUAGAGACUGAUAGAGAUCUAAUGUAGACCUAAUGAUUAUGUAGAGACUGAUAGAGAUCUAAUGUAGACCUAAUGAUUAUGUAGAGACUGAUAGAGAUCUAAUGUAGACCUAAUGAUUAUGUAGAGACUGAUAGAGAUCUAAUGUAGACCUAAUGAUUAUGUAGAGACUGAUAGAGAUCUAAUGUAGACCUAAUGAUUAUGUAGAGACUGAUAGAGAUCUAAUGUAGACCUAAUGAUUAUGUAGAGACUGAUAGAGAUCUAAUGUAGACCUAAGUCCCUGUUUUUAAAAUCAUGAUAUUACACAGUGAAUAGAUUUGCAGAGAUAAGACUUGCCCAGUAGGCUCAUGUAAUUAUAGUAACAACGUCAUGGAUUAUACUUCUUAUUGGCCGGAAGCUAUGGUAUACUAUCCCUCCCCUGUGAUCUCCAAUGCAAUGCCCUUUACAAAAGACUCAUCUUGCACUUUUUAUACCGAUCAGAUUUAUUGUCGCUGCUGCAUAAUCCCUUUAUAUCAGGUAUUGCUUUUGGAGAUUAUUCUUUUCUCUAGAGCAGGUAGUGCUCAAUAAUCCCAUAGAUGAGAGAAUUUGGUUGGAGCAGGUCAUAUAUUACAGGAGCUAUUUUGAAAGUGAAUGUAAACUCAAGUCUUGCGGUUAUAUGGAAUCUGGCCACUUAUCCCACUACACUCUCCUUUACACUGACUCAAUGCUAAACAUCGCUGCACUCAAUCAUGAUCCUAUUUAAUAGGGCAAGGAGAUUUUCCUCACCAGGAAAAACUACAGGCUCUACCUAUAUACAGUCGUAUGAAAAAGUUUGGGCACCCCUCUGAGGCUGCAUAAUAAUUUACUCUGUCGUCACAGAAAAUGAUCACAGUGGCAUGCCAUUCAUUUUCUAAUAAAAGCUGAGUACUGGGGUAUUGUCCAGACAAAGAUUUUUAGUGUAGUAAUAUUAAGUUGUAUGAAAUUAAAUCAGAUGUGAAAAAUAGGCUGUGCAAAAAUGUGGGCACCCUUGUCAUUCUGUUGAUUUGAAUACCUGUAACCACUUAGCACUGAUUAAUUGGAACACACAAUUGGUUUGGUGAGCUCAUUAAGCCUUGAACUUCAUAGACAAGUGCAUCCAAUCAUGAGAAAAGGUAUUUAAGGUGGCCAAUUGCAAGUUGUUGUUCUCUUUGACUCUCCUCUGAAGAGUGGCAACAUGGGGGCCUCAAAACAACUCUCAAAUGACCUGAAAACAAAGAUUGUUCAACAUUAUGGUUUAGAGGAAGGCUACAAUAAGCUGUCGCAGAGAUUUAAGCUGUCAGUGUCCACUGUGAGGAACAUAGUGAGGAAAUGGAAGACCACAGGCACAGUUCUUGUUAAGGCCAGAAGUGGCAGGCCAAGUAAAAUAUCGGAGAGGCAAAGGCGAAGGAUGGUGAGAACGGUCAAAAACAGCCCACAGACCACCUCCAAAAACCUACAACAUCAUCUUGCUGCAGAUGGUGUCGCUGUGCAUCGUUCAACAAUUCAGCGCACUUUGCACAAGGAGAAGCUGUAUGGGAGAGUGAUGCGGAAGAAGCCUUUUUUGCAUACACGCCACAAACAGAGUCGCUUGAGGUAUGCAAACGCACAUUUGGACAAGCCAGCUUCAUUUUGGAAUAAGGUGCUGUGGAAUGAUGAAACAAAGAUUGAGUUAUUUGGUCAUAACAAGGGACGUUAUGCAUGGCGGCAAAAGAACACAGCGUUCCAAGAAAAACACUUGCUACCCACAGUAAAAUGUGGUGGGGGUUCCAUCAUGCUGUGGGGCUGUGUGUCCAGUGCCGGUACUGGGAAUCUUGUUAAAGUUGAGGGUCGCAUGGAUUCCACUGAAUAUCAGCAGAUUCUUGGGAAUAAGUUUGAAGAAUCAGUCACAAAGUUGAAGUUACGCCGGCGCUGGAUAUUUCAACAAGACAACGAGCCAAAACACUGCUCAAAAUCUACCCGGGCAUUUAUGCAGAGGAACAAGUACAAUGUUCUGGAAUGGCCAUCCCAGUCCCCAGACCUGAAUACCAUUGAGAAUCUGUGGGAUGAUUUGAAGCGGGCUGUCCAUGCUCGGCAACCAUCAAACCUAACUGAACUGGAGAUGUUUUGUAAGGAGGAAUGGUCCAAAAUACCUUCAUCCAGAAUCCAGACACUCAUUAGAGGCUAUGGCAAGCGUCUAGAGGCUGUUAUUUUAGCAAAAUGAGGCUCUACUAAAUAUUGAUGUGAUUUUUCUAUUGGGGUGCCCAAAUUUAUGCACCUGUCUAAUUUUGUUUUGAUGCAUAUUGCACGUUUUCUGUUAAUCCAAUGAACCUAAUUUCACUACUGAAAUAUUACUGUGGCCAUCAGUUAUUUGAUAGAUCAAAAUGAAAUUGCUGAUCCAAACACCCAAUUAUUUAUAAAUGGAAAUCAUGGAAAUUGUCAGGGGUGCCCAAACUUUUUCAUACGACUGUAUAUAUGCAGCUACUGCAGAGCCUAGCAAUAAGAAAAUCGCUCUAAAUGAAUAGAAAUAAGGAAUACUUGUAACUAGGGCCCAGACCUGACAGGGAAAACUCUCACAGAACCCACAGACUGACAGAACCCACAGACUGGCAGAGCCCACAGACUGACAGAACCCACAGACUGACAGAACCCACAGACUGGCAGAGCCCACAGACUGACAGACCCCACAGACUGACAGAACCCACAGACUGACAGAACCCACAGACUGGCAGAGCCCACAGACUGACAGAACCCACAGACUGACAGAACCCACAGACAGACAGAACCCACAGACUGGCAGAACCCACAGACUGACAGAACCCACAGACUGGCGGAACCCACAGACUGACAGAAGCCACAGACUGGCAAGAACCCCAGACUGGCAGAAUCCACCGACUGGCAGAACCCACAGACUGGUAGUACUCACUCCACUAACUGCUGACUGAGUCUGAGUUAGAGCACAUUGGAUUGCUAGAGGAACACAGGAAUAUAGAUUAUACAGGGCCUUCGGAAAGUAUUAUUACAUUUUCUUACGUUACAGCCUUAUUCUAAAAUUGAUUCAAUCUUUUUUUCCCCUCUUAAAUCUACACACAAUACCCCAUAAUGAAGAAGCUAAAACAGUAUUUUAAUUUGUUUUACAAAUGUGUUCAAAAUAAAAAACGGAAAUAUUCCAUUUACAUAAGUAUUUAGACCAUUUACUCAGUAAUUUGUUGAAGCACCUUGUCACGCCCUGACCUUAGAGAGCCUUUUUAUUUCUCUAUUUGGUUAGGUCAGGGUGUGAUUUGGGUGGGCAUUCUAGUUUUUCUAUUUCUUUGUUGGCCGGGUAUGGUUCCCAAUCAGAGGCAGCUGUCUAUCGUUGUCUCUGAUUGGGUAUCAUACUUAGGUAGCCUUUUUUCCACCUUUAGUUUGUGGGAUCUUGAUUUUGUUUAGUUGCUGUGUAGCCUGCAGUACUUUACGUUCGUUUUGUCUUUUUUCGGUGUUCAUUUUAAAUAAAGUAAGACGUUCGCCUACCACGCUGCACCUUGCUCUCCUCAUUCCAUCAACAAACAUGACACACCUUUGGCAGCGAUUACAGCAUCAAGUCUUCUUUUGUAUGACGCUACACGCUUGGCACACCUGUAUUUAGGGAGUUUCUCCCAUUCUUCUCAGUAGGUCCUCUCAAGCUCUGUCAGGUUGGAUGGAGAGUGUUGCUGCACAGCCAUUUUCAGGUCUCUCCAGAGAAGUCAGAUCGAUAAGAUGAAUACUGGACAAGAGGAAUACCUAUGUAAGAAUGCUGUUCAUCGACUACAGCUCAGCAUUUAACACCAUAGUACCAUCCAAACUCCUCAUUAAGCUUAAGACCCUGGAUCUCGACCCCGCCCUGUGCAACUGGGUCCUGGACUUUCUGAUGGGCCGCCCCCAGGUGGUGAGGCUAGGAAACAUCUCCACCCCGCUGAUCCUCAACACUGGGGCCCCACAAGAGUGCUUUCUCAGCCCUCUCCUGUACUCGCUGUUCACACAUGACUGCGUGGCCAUGCACGCCUCCAACUCAAUCAUCAAGUUUGCAGACGACACUAGAGUGGUAGGCUUGAUUGCCAACAACCACGAGACUGCCUACAGGGAGGAGGUGAGGGCCCCCGGAGUGUGGUGUCAGGAAAAUAACCUCACUCUCAACGUCAACAAAACAAAGGAGAUGAUCGUGGACUUCAGGAAACAGCAGAGGGAGCACCCCCCUAUCCAAAUCGACGGGACAGUAGUGGAGAAGGUGGAAAGUUUUAAGUUCCUCGGCAUACACAUCACAGACAAACAGAAAUGGUCCACCCACACAGACAGCGUGGUGAAGAAGGCGCAACAGCGUCUCUUCAACCUCAGGAGGCUGAUGAAAUUUGGCUUGUCACCAAAAACACUUACAAACCUUUACAGAUGCACAAUCGAGAGCAUCCUGUCGGGCUGUAUCACAGCCUGGUACGGCAACUGCUCCGCCCACAACCGCAAGGCUCUCCAGAGGGUUGUGAGGUCUGCACAACGCAUCACUGGGGGCAAACUACCUGCCCUCCAGGACAUCUACACCACCCGAUGUAACAGGAAGGCCCAAAGGAUAAUCAAGGACAACAACCACCCGAGCCACGAGGUCAGGUACAGGUGCAUCAAAGCUGGGACCGAGAGACUGAAAAACAGCUUCUAUCUCAAGGCCAUCAGACUUAAACAGCAAUCGCUAACAUUGAGUGGCUGCUGCCAACAUACUGACUGACUCAAAUCUCUAGCCACUUUAAUAAUAAAAAAUUGGAUGUAAUAAAUGUAUCACUAGUCACUUUAAACAAUGCCACUUUACAUAAUGUUUACAUACCCUACAUUACUCAUCUCAUAUGUAUAUACUGUACUCUAUACCAUCUACUGCAUCUUGCCUAUGCCGUUCGGCGAUCGCUCAUCCAUAUAUUUAUAUGUGCAUAUUCUUAUUCAUUCCUUUACACUUGUGUGUGUAUAAGGUAGUUGUUGUGAAAUUGUUAGAUUACUUGUUAGAUAUUACUGCAUGGUCGGAACUAGAAGCACAAGCAUUUCGCUAUACUCGCAUUAACAUCUGCUAACCAUGUGUAUGUGACCAAUAACAUUUGAUUUGAUCUGGUUUAAGUCUGGGCUCUGGCUGGGCCACUAAAGGACAUUCAGAGACUUGUCUCGAAGCCACUCCUACAUUGUCUUGGCUGUGUGCUUAGGGUCGUUGUCCUGUUGGAAGGUGACUCUUCGCCCCCAGUCUGAGGUUCUGAGUGCUCUGGAGCAGGUUUACAUCAAGGAUCUCUCUGUACUUUGCUCCGUUCAUGUUUGCCUCGAUCCUGACUAGUCUCUCAGUCCCUGCCGCUGAAAAACAUCCCCAAAGCAUGAUGCUGCCACCACCAUGCUUCACCGUAGGGAUGGUGCCAGGUUUCCUCCAUACGUGACGCUUGGCAUUCAGGCCAAAGAGUUCAAUCUUGGUUUCGUCAGACCAGAGAAUCUUGUUUCUCAUGGUCUGAGAGUCUUUAGGUGCCUUUUGGCAAACUACAAGUGGGCUGUCAUAUGCCGUUUACUGAGGAGUGGCUUCCGUCUGGUCACUCUACCAUACAGGCCUGAUUGGUGGACUGCUGCAGAGAUGUUUGUCCUUCUGGAAGUUUCUCCCAUCUUCACAGAGGAACUCUAGAGCUCUGUCAGAGUGACCAUCGGGUUCUUGGUCACCUCCUGACCAAUUCCCUUCUCCCCUUAUUGCUCAGUUUGGCUGGUUGGCCAGCUCUAGGAAGAGUCAAUUUAAGAAUGAUGGAGGCCACUGUGUUCUUGGGAAACGUCAAUGCUGCAGACAUUGUUUGGUACCCUUCCCCAGAUCUAUGCCGAGACAUAAUCUUGUCUCAGAGCUCUACGGACAAUUCCUUUGACCUCAUGGCUUGGUUUUUGCUCUGACAUGCACUGUCAACUGUGGGACGUUAUAUAGACAGGUGUGUGCCUUUCCAAAUCACGUCCAAUGAAUUGAAUAUAACACAUGUGGACUCCAAUCAAGUUGUAGAAAUAUCUCAAGGGGGAUCAAUGAAAACAGGAUGCACCUGAGCUCAUUUUCGAGUCUCAUAGCAAACGGUCUGAAUACUUAUGUGAAUAAGGUAUUUUUAUGUUUUUUAUUUUUAAUACAUUUGCAAAUAUUUCUAAAAACUUGUUUUCAUUUUGUCAUUAUGGGGUAUUGUGUGUAGAUUGCUGAGGAAUUGUUUUUAUUUAAUCCAUUUUAGAACAAGGCUGUAACCUAACAAAAUGUGGAAAAAGUCAAGGGGUUUGAAUACUUUCCGAAGGCACUGUAUGAGAGGAGAUGGCGAGAAAGACUCAACUAGCCUACCUGUGGUUGUUUCAUGUUAGAUUGUGUACAUACAGUACGUACAUACGGAACAUGUACAUAAACAUUCACUACCAUAGAACAGAGCACUGUGAGGGCUGGCCACACAGGCAAACACAAUAACAAGCGUUCUGGAAACGUUGCUUGGAUGUGUUGACAGCGUGUGGCAACAUCAUUGAUAUACAUUUAGCUACACAUGCUCACUUAUAUGUCACUGUCUAUUAUUUUGCGCUCUUGUCUUUCGAAAGAGAAUAAAUACAUUUUGUUUGACGUCCUUGA
This is a messenger RNA of Salvelinus fontinalis (brook trout), 8363 nucleotides long. Its product is annotated as GTP-binding protein REM 2-like. Gene Ontology annotation, molecular function: GTPase activity; calcium channel regulator activity; GTP binding. The transcript is spliced from 5 exons. The record is from RefSeq and is a predicted model, not a curated record. Bases 297 to 1202 code for a protein of 301 amino acids. Gene Ontology annotation, cellular component: plasma membrane. Lineage: Eukaryota; Metazoa; Chordata; Actinopteri; Salmoniformes; Salmonidae.